UUGCUGCAGACGUCUGCUAGUGCUAGCUUCUAGAUGUAGAUUUCAAAUUCCCCAAAUGUUCGAGCGAUUGGUUGUCAUGGCCACAAAUCUAACAAAGUUUUGAAUCUCAUUUCGUAAGAUGCCUGAAACGGAAGAUAAAAUUCCCGCAUUCUAUCCUACGAAGCCUCCACUUGAUAAAAAGUUUAGACCAAAUGCCGUGAAAUCCAUUAUACAAACAAUUCUCAAUGAAGAAUUGAGUGGGAAGCAAUAUGAUGCUGAGCAAACCCCAGUCUGGAGCAGAUCAAUAGCAGAUAAAAUAAAAAACAAAAUCAAAGAACUAAACUACUCCAGAUACAAAAUCAUUGCACAAGUUUUAAUUGGAGAGCAGCGAGGAGAAGGAGUUCGAAUGGCAACCAGAUGUUUGUGGGAUGCUGAGGCAGACAACUAUGCCACCCAAACAUUCAUGAGUGAUUCUCUAUUUUGUGUGGCAGUUGCAUAUGGUGUCUAUUAUUAUUGAAGGAGCCAAAAUUAAUAUGGGUAGCAUUUCUCAAGGUUUAAUUUUACUUCAUGAUUUUUCUCAUUAGUAUUUGACCAAUACAAAAUUUUACA
Molecule: messenger RNA, 588 nt
Organism: Daphnia carinata
Lineage: Eukaryota; Metazoa; Arthropoda; Branchiopoda; Diplostraca; Daphniidae
Product: dynein light chain Tctex-type protein 2B-like
Exons: 4
Coding region: 119-496 (125 amino acids)
Biological process (GO): microtubule-based movement
Cellular component (GO): cytoplasmic dynein complex; cytoplasm
Molecular function (GO): dynein intermediate chain binding
Source: RefSeq, a predicted model, not a curated record